Penicillium cataractarum is the source of this 876-nucleotide messenger RNA. Its product is annotated as COP9 signalosome complex subunit 7. Lineage: Eukaryota; Fungi; Ascomycota; Eurotiomycetes; Eurotiales; Aspergillaceae. The transcript is spliced from 3 exons. The coding region runs from base 1 to 876 and encodes 291 amino acids. Gene Ontology annotation, cellular component: COP9 signalosome. The record is from RefSeq and is a predicted model, not a curated record.
AUGGACCAAACACACGCUCGGGCCUUGGAGGCUAUACAGCCCUUCGUCGCCCUAGCUACAUCCAACAGCGCAACUUCACCUCGCUUCGUGGCCAAUAUCGUCACAAAUGCCACCUCGGCGUCCCAAACAUACGUCUUCGCCGAGCUGCUAGAGACUCCAACCAUCCAGGCUCUAGCUGCCCCCGAUUGCCCCGCCGAGUAUAAGGGCUACCUAAAGCUGCUCGAGAUCUUUGCCUGGGGCACAUGGCAGGAAUACCAAGAAACCCCCAAUCUCCCCAAACUAAGCGCGGAACAAACCCUCAAACUCCGCCUCCUCUCCCUCCUCACCCUCGCCUCAACCACAAAGCCCCUCACCUACCAAGCCCUCAUGAAAUCCCUCUCCCUCCCCACAACCGCCGACCUCGAAUCCCUCGUGACAACCGCCAUCUACGCAAACCUAAUCACCGCCCGCCUCUCCCCAGCCUCAACCCCACCCACCAUAAACGUGACCUCCGUCGCACCCCUCCGCGACGUCCAGCCCCAAUCCCUCCCUAAAAUGAUCACCCUCCUCACGGAAUGGGAGUCCCGCUGCGGUGAGGUCGUGACGGACCUGGAAACCGAAAUCGCCCGGGUCAAGGUGAAUGCCCAGAAACGCCAUGCCAAGGAACAGGCGUACCGGGAGCGGUUGGAGGAUGCGGUGGAGCGGCGACAGGCUGAGACUGCGCGGAAGGGUGGGAAUGGUAUGGAUGGACGUGCUGCUGAUGAUUUUGAUGAGGAUGAUGGCUUUGUAUCUGGUGACAAUGGGGAGUCGUGGUCGCGGAUGGAUAUUGAUGAAGGGUCCGGUGUAGGCCGGGGAGGGAGCAGGCAGACGAAGCGAGUUGUCGGACGAAAGACCUAG